This is a messenger RNA of Cladophialophora carrionii CBS 160.54, 510 nucleotides long. RefSeq lists its product as uncharacterized. NCBI's taxonomy places the organism in Eukaryota, Fungi, Ascomycota, Eurotiomycetes, Chaetothyriales, Herpotrichiellaceae. The coding region runs from base 1 to 510 and encodes 169 amino acids. The record is from RefSeq and is a predicted model, not a curated record. The transcript has 3 exons.
AUGGCCUGGAGAGACGCAACCGUCGGCCAAAGCAUCGUCAUGGUCGCCAAUGGAGCCGUCCGCGCCGCGCAAGUGGUGACGGGGGUGCUGACCAUCUUCCUCUACGCGCCGGAGAAAGGAUACUGGCAGGACCAUGGGUUGCCAAAGACACUCAACUUUGAAUUCGUGCUGGGCUCCCUCGCCAUCGUCACCGGUCUUGCUAUGGGUCUCGUGCCCUUCAAAUUGUCCUACCGCCCCGUCGCGCUCGCCUGCCCAUGGGACAUCGUCAUGUUCUUCAUCGCCGCAUUCUACAUAAUGAGGAACGUCAACAGCAAGUUCCUCACCGAGCCGUUCCAUCACGUCGAUCAAUACAACGACGGCCUCUUCUUGACCCACAAGUUGGCCAUGUAUGACAAGGUGUGGAUUGAUCUCGCCGGCAUGCUUCUCUUCCUCGUCAGUGCAACCAUGGGCGCGGUCUUGCUGUGGACUGGGAAGAGGAACAGGAUCAUCGGACGACACAGCGCUGUUUAG